AUGGCAGCCACGACCAGAUAUCAUAGGCUUGAAAGCCUUCCGAGACAUGAGGUCGAGAAGUUGACGAGGAAUACGAAGAAUAUUCGGAACGUGUCUGUUCUCUCAUUAGGGCACCAAAAAUCGAACCUGGCGAGUCUUUUCGCGCAGAGCGCUUCUGAUGCUGGUCGUGAUGAUGGAGCUCAGGACACUGAUGACUGCGACACCCUCGCGAAGCAAAUUGUGCAGUCAUUCUCCGUGAAACUCGAGGCAGCGAACCAAAAGAAGCAAAAUCAGAACGGAUAUCUUCUCAACCUCAUCACGGACCCUGACUGCCCGGUCCAGCCCCAGGCUGCUGCAUUAAGCCUGCGCAUCACAGACGGCGCUAUCAUCGUGCUGGAUGCUGGAUUGCGAAUAUGGUCCCAAGCAGAAGGACUUCUUUCUACGGCUAUAUUAGAAAGGAACAAAGUUGUCAUCCUGUUGGACAUCGAGUCGCUUCUUGCCCGACGCCCGAGCAAAGAGGAUCUGUAUCAGACGCUUAGCGCUCAGAUCCGCACCAUCAAUGCCAUUAUUGAGAGAUCCGGGCAGUCCCUCGGUCAGGCGCGCAUAGCUCCGGUGGUUGGGAAUGUUGCGUUUUCCUGUCUUGCUCACGGCUGGGCAGUCAGCCUCCCCCAGUUUGCGGCUCUAUGCAAAAAGAGGUUUGGCAUGCCAUCUGAGAACUUGGCUGGGCGUCUUUGGGGCGACAGCUACUUCGACUCUGAGCGCUGCGUAUGGAGCCAGGAAGCAGGGUAUGACGGGACAGCAUCCGACCGAUCCUUCAACGCAUUCAUCCUGGGCCCAAUUUUCGAGAUUUACGACGCAUACAAGUCAGACGGUCACCGAGUCCAGGAUAUCCUCGACACGUUUGGUAUUACCCUCGACGCAGAGCAGCAAUUAUCAGGCGAACGCCUCCUCCAGGCUGCUAUGCACAGGCUAUUCCCUGCAUGCGACACCAUCCUCGAGAUGAUAUGCACACAUCUCCCAUCGCCAGUAUCAGCUCAACAAUACCGCUCAGAGUGGCUAUAUCAAGGCCCCCUCGACGACGAAGCCGGGGCUGGAAUCCACACGUGCGACGAGAAUGGACCGCUCGUGCUCUACAUAACACGGUCCAUGCCUACGGCAGAUGACAAGAGCGUUUACUUCCUCGGUCGCGUUCUCUCAGGGACAGUCACAGCCGACCAGGAUGUGAGGACACUUCAGGGGCACUGGAGAUCACCGCGUGGGGGGAGCAUUACAAGAACAAGUAUUAUCGCUGGGUUGGCAGCGUUGACUGUUGACUCUGUACCCGUUGGCAAUAUCGUCGCGGUUCAGGGCAAGCUCCUGACGUCCUCUAGCAGCCAGCAGAGCGAGAGUGAGCCCUUUACGAUUACAGCCUCGGACGUAGCCACGAGGUGCAGGGAUAUGACUUUUAUGGAUAUGGCUGCGCUGUACGUCACCGCGGGAAUGAAGGACGAGGCGGAUGCGCCGUUUCUCGUCCUUGGUAUCAGGUCGCUGUCACGGUCAAAUCCGUAUAUAAAUGCAUUUGUCAACGACCAGGGCCAAUAUGUCAUUCAUGGCUUCGACGAGCUCCAGGUGCAAACGGCCGUUAAAGAGCUUCGAGCCCUCCUCGGCGGACGACGCAUCAGGAUAUCCGAGCCACUCUUUCGCUACCGAGAAGGCAUAAAAUCCCCCUCUGAAGAAACUUGCAUGGCGCGAUCCCCAAACAAGAAGAUACGCCUCUACGUCCGCGCCAGCCCUCUCUCUGAACAGCUCACAAAGGGAAUCUCCUCGGGCGAAAUCCCCACUGUACGCGACUCCGACCGGCGCACUAAAUACUUAGCCAACAGUCACCGCCCUGCCUGGCCCCCCGAGGUCGCUGAGAAGAUCUGGUCCUUCGCACCUCUCGGCAGCGGGCCCAACAUCCUCGUCGACUCAACAGUCGCCGUCCAGUACGUCUCGGAAGUGCGGGAUAGUCUGACCUCUGGGUUCCAGUGGGCAGUCCACGAAGGUCCUUUAUGUGAGGAACCGCUUCGCGGGGUACGGAUUGACGUGGUGGAUAUUGUGAUGAUGACGGAUGCGCGGGGGCGCGGUGGGGGCCAGCUCAUACCAACUAUGCGGCGUGCGGUUUAUGGGUCUGUGCUCAGGGCAAGCCCGUUUUUGCUUGAGGGGGUCUAUGCAGUUGAGGUGCAUGUUUAUAUUGAGUUUGUGGAUGUUGUGAGAGGGAUACUUGGUGAUCGAAGGGGAGUCGUCUUCAAUGACGGAUUGGAUCCCUCGGGCUUGCAUGUCAUGCAGGCGCACAUCCGUUCUGGCCAGGUAGUAGGACUUCAAGAGGCGAUUAUGUCUGCUGCUGGUGAGUCUAGCUACGUGUGUAUAUGGUGCGAUCGUUGGGAGGAGUUCGAGGGAGAUCGAGAAGCGCUCGUGCGCAGUAUGCGCGAGCGCAAGGGGCUGUCGCCGGCAGUACCUUCUUGGGAGACUUUCUGUGGAUCCGUUUAAUUGAUUGGUAAGGCCUCAUACAACGGCUGUUAGCUGAUUCUAGUCCU
Molecule: messenger RNA, 2534 nt
Organism: Aspergillus calidoustus
Lineage: Eukaryota; Fungi; Ascomycota; Eurotiomycetes; Eurotiales; Aspergillaceae
Source: the annotation of a GenBank genome assembly